AGUCUGUCGUGAACGCGCAUCGGAGGCUUGACGUCACUGAGGCGCCCUGGCUCUCCCGAGCCGCUGGUACUGCUGGCAAAACGAUGGAAAAAUCAGAUAGACAUCUAUCGAGUAUUUAACAUAAAAUGAUGGGUUUUGCAGCUGAUUUCUGAUUGCCAGAGGAUUCAGUGAUGGCGCCGAUUUGAGCUUCACCAGAAAACGAGAAAGAUUGGUGUCAUACUUUGUAACACUGGAUAGCUCCUGUUGGAAGAGGACAGACUGUCAGCAUUGUCUGUCCCUGAAAGUGGACAACAUCGGACCUCUAUUUUAGGAUGAACAUUGCACCCACCGUCUCCAGUUGAAGCAGGACCACCGCCGUGUAUUCUCAGAAUUGGUGAAAGUCACAAUCACACAAUUAGCAAGAAUACGCAGAUACUUGAGGUCUUACUUCAGUUUAGCUUGUCAGCCCCAUUCUUCUAUUUAGCAGAAGAUGUAUGGGAGUGCCCGCUCUGUUGGCAGAGGGGAUGCCAACCAUAGUGGAGGAAGAGAUGGUACUGGUAAUCAGGGAUCUGGCCGUUCCCCUCGCCUUCCCCGUUCCCCUCGGAUGGGACACCGUCGCACCAACAGCACCGGAGGCAGUGGAGGGGGUCCUGGAGGAGCAGGAGGCAAGACGCUUUCCAUGGAGAACAUCCAGUCCCUCAACGCUGCGUAUGCCACCUCAGGACCAAUGUACCUGAGUGACAAUGAGGUUGCCAUGGCAGGUGAUCACCUUCUCAAAAGUGGUGGGACAGUGACGACCAUGGGGAGACAGAGGGUGACCUAUGGGUCAAGGGCCAACAACAGUGGAGUUGUGGCUGCUAGCACCCCCAACAUCUCCACCUUAGUGCCUGGUGGUGCUCUGCUGCCAGCAGGCAUGAUGGCAGGUGAUGCUCUAGCUUUUGGAGACCACCACAUGGCCUCCACUGUGCCCCAUUCUUUAAGGCAGGCCAGAGACAACACCAUACUGGACCUGCAGGCCCAACUGAAAGAGAUUCUGCGUGAAAAUGAAAUGCUGCGGCGAGAAGUGGAAGUUAAGGAGAGCAAGCUCAGCUCCUCUAUGAAUUCUAUCAAGACCUUCUGGAGCCCAGAAUUAAAAAAGGAGCGAGCUCUCAGGAAAGAUGAGGUUUCUAAGAUCACUGUCUGGAAGGAACAAUAUCGUGUGAUUCAAGAUGAAGCACAGCAUCUCCAGAUGACUGUUCAGGCCCUUCAGGACGAGAUGAGGAUCCAGAGGGACCUGAACCAGCUGCUCCAGCAAGACCCUGCCAUCCAAGGCCGGGACCUGGCCCUGUCAUCUGAACCUACGGAGGAGAACUACCGAAGGCUACAGGCCGAAUACGAGAGGCAGGCCAAAGAGCUCUUCCUCCUCAGAAAGACCCUGGAGGAGAUGGAGCUGAGGAUUGACACACAGAAGCAGACCCUGGGAGCCAGAGACGAGUCCAUCAAGAAACUUCUGGAGAUGCUGCAAAGCAAAGGGCCAUCUGCCAAGGCAUCAGAGGAGGACCAGGAGCGGACCAGAAGGUUGGCUGAUGCAGAGAUGCACAGGCAUCACCUUGAGAGUUUACUGGACCAGAGAGACAGAGAGAUUAAUGCACUGAGAGAGGAGCUGCACCGUCGCUACGAGGGAACCCCUGAGUCCACCAAAACAAAGGCUCUACAGACUGUCAUCGACAUGAAGGAUGCAAAAAUCAAUUCAAUGGAGCGGGGCCUGAGAGACAUGGAGGAGGAGCUGCUGAUGCUGAAAUCCAAUGGACUUCUGAGCUGUGAGGAGCGUCAGGAGGAAAUGAAGCAGAUGGAGGUCUACCGCAGCCACACGAAAUUCAUGAAGAACAAGAUGGAGCAGGUGAAGCAGGACCUCUCCAGGAAGGACACUGAGAUGCUUGGUUUGCAGACCAAGCUGGAGACGCUCAACAACCAGUUCUCAGACAGCAAGCAGCACAUUGAAGUCCUCAAGGAGUCCCUCACUGCCAAGGAGCAGCGAGCUGCCAUCCUACAGACAGAGGUGGAUGCCUUGCGCCUGCGCUUGGAAGAGAAGGAGACAACUCUAAAUAAGAAGACCAAGCAGAUACAAGAAAUGUCAGAAGAGAAGGGCACACUCAACGGGGAGAUCCACGACCUCAAGGACAUGUUGGAGGUUAAGGAGCGCAAAGUUAAUGUGCUUCAGAAGAAGAUUGAGAAUCUGCAGGAGCAGCUCAGGGACAAGGAAAAGCAGAUGAGCAAUCUGAAGGAGAGAGUAAAGUCUUUGCAGACAGACACCUCCAACACUGACACUGCUCUCACCACACUGGAGGAGUCUCUUGCAGAAAAGGAGCGUAUCAUUGAGCGUCUAAAAGAGCAGCGAGACAGAGACGACCGGGAGAAGACUGAGGAGAUUGACUGUAACAAGAAGGAACUGAAAGAGUUGAAGGAGAGACUGAGCUUACUCCAGGGAGACCUGUCAGACAGAGAGACGUCUCUGUUAGACCUGAAGGAGCACGCAUCAUCCCUGGCCUCCUCUGGGCUGAAGAAGGACUCUAAACUCAAGAGUAUGGAGAUCGCCUUGGAGCAGAAGAGGGAGGAGUGCUUCAAAGUGGAGAACCAUCUUAAGAGAGCUCAAAAUGCAACCCUGGAGGCUCAGGCCAACACUGAGCUGGCCGAGCGCAUUAAGAACCUCGAACAGGAAGUGGCCCGCCACAAAGAGGAUUCUGGGAAAGCCCAGGCUGAGGUGGACCGCCUGCUGGACAUCCUUCGAGAAAUGGAGAAUGAGAAGAAUGACAAGGACAAAAAGAUAAAUGAGCUGGAGAGUUUGGCCUCCAGGCAGAUGAAGGACCAGACUAAGAAGGUGGCGUCUCUGAAGCACAAGGAGCAGGUGGAAAAGAGCAGGAAUGCUCGACUCGUGGAGGAGGCCAGGAAGAGGGAGGACAACGAGUGCGAGAGCUCUCAACAGGUGAAGGACACUCUGCGUCAGAAGUCGGAUCGCAUAGAGGAGCUGGAGGAGGCCCUAAGAGAGAGCGUGCAGAUCACUGCAGAGAGAGAGAUGGUGUUGGCACAGGAGGAGGCUGCCCGGUCACUCCAGGAGAAACAGAUGGAGGAGCUGCUGGGGGCCAUGGAGAAAGUGAAGCAGGAGCUAGAGUCCAUGAGGGCCAAGCUGGCCUCCACCCAGCAGUCUCUGUGUGAGAAAGAGACUCACCUCUCAACCCUGCGAGCUGAGCGCAGGAAACACCUGGAGGAGGUGCUGGAGAUGAAGCAGGAGGCACUGCUGGCUGCUAUCAGCGAGAAGGAUGCUAACAUUGCCCUGCUAGAGUUGUCCUCCUCUAAGAAGAAGAAGACUCAGGAUGAGGUGUCUCUGCUGAAGCGGGAGAAGGACAGACUGGUGCAACAGCUCAAACAGCAGACUCAGAACAGAAUGAAACUGAUGGCAGAUAACUAUGAGGAUGACCAUCUGAAGACGGCUCCCGACCAGACAAAUCACAAACCCUCUCCAGAUCAGAUGAUACCCCCUCUUCUAGCCCUGUCCCAAAACCGCAGUAAGCUCAAGCUCUACAUCGCCCACCUGACGGACCUCUGCCAUGACCGGGACCCCAGCAUCCUCAGCCAGCUCACACCGCCCUCUCACUACCACCACAACGACCCCGAAGACUGGGAGGAGGAGCUCCAGAAGAUGAGUGUCGAACAGUUGCAGCGAGAGCUGGAGGUGUGUGAGAAGGAGAGCGGAGAGCUGCAGGAGUAUGCAAACUCUGUCCUCCAACAGAUUGCAGACUACUGCCCCGAUAUCCUGGAGCAGGUUGUCAAUGCCCUGGAGGAGUCAUGCUGACAACUCUGACCUCAGACACAACCCGGCUGACCCCUGGUCUUCACAUAAUCUGUAGCUUAUCCCAGGUGCCCCUACCUCCACUCAACAAGGCUCCUGGAAAGAUGAGAGGAAGCUGGGGCAUUAUCUCGCCCCGCUGAGCUUUUCUUCGUUCCCCUCGUCCACCCCGGAACAAACUUUCACAACGCCUAAGUGCUUUCCUGUCUCAUGUGUCUCUCUAAUGUCAUGCCUAUAAAAUCAAAUUAGGGAUGUUCACACAGUCUGUCGAAAUGUUGUCAAUUAUGGCACUUUGAGCAAAUAUCAGAUUGCACACUGCAAACGGAGGUCCUCUUGAUAAUGACGGCGGUGGCAGAUGGUGCAGUCGCAGUGGGAAGAGAAAGUACACACCUAAUCACAUAUCAAGCAGGCAACAUCAUACUGGAGGAUUAUGAAAAUGUAAAAGCUCACCAGUAAGCAUAUGUGAACUCACCAAAAUUUGAUUUUUGCAAGUAGUAUAUUGCACACCUGUUAGUCCGGGUUGUGUUGGGAGUUGGGAGAGAAAAGAUAUCGGAUGAAGGAAACAAACUUCCACAAAGUCUUGGAGGAUACUGCCAACCUAACUCUCUAGAACUGCUAGAUCAAGCACAGUUACCUCACCCACUUCUAUCUCAGUCUUUUACCCCUCAGAUUUCUCUUGCAUAGCUUUCAAGAUAAAAGGGGUAAAUGUAUUCCUUACAUGGGACAGGAAAGCACUGUUUGUCUUGAAGGACUGGGGAGCUGCUACAUCUAGAGGGGAGCAGAGAGGAGCUCAGUUCCCUGGGUAAAUCAUGGAGCCAUGUAGAUGCUUAUUUUUGUGUGUUGUGUCUGUGUGUCUGUGUUCCAUAACUAGUAGGUGGGAGUCACUAGUUAGAAAUACAGCUAAUGGUGUCCAAACAUCUGAACACUUAGGAAAUGUCACUUUUUAACCAAAUAUAAAUGCAGCAAGUUCUCCAAAUGUUUCCUCUCCCAGCUUGGAGCUGUGGAUCUGUCAUUGUAGCCGAGAUUAAGUGGUAGGUACGUUUUACUGUGUAGUCUGUGGCUGGGUCUCUGUCAUGAGAGGGGGAUUAAGGCCUGACCUUUGACACGGAUCAAAGGCAAGAUUUUUAGUUACACUAUAUUCUCAAAUACAAAUAAGAGAGAGGGGGUAACAAAAAGCUUUUAUUCUCUGAGAUGUGUUCAUUUUUAGAUGGUUUUGCACACAACGUCCACUUGUUUAUGAGGUAUGCAAUGUUUCUUUUGAGAACGUUCUAGUGGCCUUGGAGCAUGCACAGAGAUCAGUACUGGACCUAAUGCAGGGAUAUUUAUUCCUUUGUAAUAUUGGUGCUAAGGCAUGAUGUAAGAACUUGUGAUCUCAUCCACUGAUCUUUCAGUCUCAUCCAAAGUUUCUAUAGAUGUUACUUAAAGCCCACCUGUUCUUUAGUUUGUCGACUAAAACACUGAAGAAUACAAGCAAUGCCCUUUUUCUUGUAUUUUUCAGAUCACUUACAAAUGCAAGUGAUGCCUCCUUUUUAUUGUAUUUUUUGAAAUCUUCAGGGCUGAGGUUUUUAAUUACUAAGUGCAUCUACAUUUACAGGAAAUGAAAGUCACUUUUCAGCAUAUUUAGACUUUAGUUCAGUUUGUAAAUAACGUGAUAUUUAACACGUACAGUGACUGAAUAAAGGUAAUUAAGUGGAAGGUGUUGUGCAUUCAUUAAAAAAAUAAUAAUCAGAAAAGUUAAAAGCAGUACAGUUGUCAUUUUGUCUUCAGGACAAAGUGUGUGUGUGUGUGUGUGUGUCAGUAUUGCCAUAACUUGCAGAAUGUCAUGUUCUAUAGAGAUACUGUAUAUUAUAUAAGAGAUAUAUAUGUAUAUUUUAUAUAUAUAUAUAAUAUACGUAUAUAUCUUGUGUGUGUAUAUAUCUCUAUAUAUCUAUACACAUUAUAUAUAUAUAUAUUAUAUAAAUAUAUAUUAAAUAAAUAUAUUUAUAUAAUGUAUUUAUAAUGUGUAUAUAUAUCUCUACAUAAAAAUGUUUACUGUAUGGAUAUGCAUUGAAUUUUGGCACAGAAACUUCAAGCGCGAGCUGCUCUGAACAAAAUGACCGUCGAGUUAAUGUCUUCAGCAGAAACUGAGGAAAGUGUCAAAAAAAAUCUUGUGUCAAAAAUAACGUGAACUACAAAUGUUUUCAAACCGUGACCGUGUGAGUGGAGAGUACUUUUCUUGCAUUGAUUUCUAAUUGUCAUUUUUUAUAUAGUUUUCACCAUGUGGUGGUGUAAAUGUAUUAUCCUAAGAUUCCAGUGUUGUCUUUUCUUCUUACCUGUUGUGUCAACAGUUUUUGUUGGUUGAUGUCAAAGACAGACUGUGCCUGAUUAAUUAAAAAUAAGUAUCAACCAUCACGGGCCUCCUGCUGUUAAAAGAUCAACAUAAUCUUACAAAGCAAAACUGCAUCUGGAAGUUUUCUAACUAUCUUCCUAUGUAUGGUUGCUUUACAGAUACAUUUGGGUGGACUAACUAACAGUGAGUUUCACAAAGAAAAGAAAAACAUCCACUGGAGGAUAUUAGUUUGAUCCUUGUUUUCGUCUGUCAAACCUUUUUAACCCCUCACCUUUCACCACUGGCUUCAGUGAAAGCAUUUUCUUAGUGUUUAAUUCCCCUUACUUUGGCCUGUGUGUCCCUGCCCUUGCCUUAAUGUCUCGUCAUCUUUUUCUCAACUCCUUAUUGAGGAACACAGAGCUGAUUAAGGGGCUUCUGUCACGUUCAUGGUUUGUUUCUUUUCGUUUGUAUAAGAAAUGUACUGCCUUCUGUCUGUUUGUGUUAAGAAUCAAACUGUAAAAAGGAAGCAAAACAGACAUGUUUGAAUUAUUUGGAUUUUGUAUGUAUGUAAAUAAAUAAAUUAUAAGCCUUG
Molecule: messenger RNA, 6702 nt
Organism: Cottoperca gobio
Lineage: Eukaryota; Metazoa; Chordata; Actinopteri; Perciformes; Bovichtidae
Product: ELKS/Rab6-interacting/CAST family member 1-like
Exons: 21
Coding region: 470-3808 (1112 amino acids)
Biological process (GO): maintenance of presynaptic active zone structure; neuromuscular synaptic transmission; regulation of synaptic plasticity
Cellular component (GO): cytoskeleton of presynaptic active zone
Molecular function (GO): structural constituent of presynaptic active zone
Source: RefSeq, a predicted model, not a curated record